This is a messenger RNA of Ixodes scapularis (black-legged tick), 2096 nucleotides long. It is a transcript of the gene Pus7, whose product is annotated as pseudouridylate synthase 7 homolog. The record is from RefSeq and is a predicted model, not a curated record. Bases 215 to 2047 code for a protein of 610 amino acids. Lineage: Eukaryota; Metazoa; Arthropoda; Arachnida; Ixodida; Ixodidae. Gene Ontology annotation, cellular component: nucleus. The transcript has 15 exons. Gene Ontology annotation, biological process: pseudouridine synthesis. Gene Ontology annotation, molecular function: pseudouridine synthase activity; RNA binding.
GUAAAGGGUGUGAAGAAAAUAGUCAAAGCGUUCGUGCGGCUUGAAGUAGGGGGCCGAUACAUUUAUUACUUCCAAGUUCCGGCAGUUCCGGUUUGUACAAGUUUGUUGAGCUUGCUUGAGCCGCGUGUUUCGUGUUGUUGAGUUGAUGGAGGUUUGUUGACGAAGUGCAGUUGGGACAUUCAUUCGCGCUAUACAUGAACUAGGUCUAUAAAACAUGGCAGAGAUUUCAGAUAGCGCGAAUAAAAGGGAGCUAGAUGACGCCGAGCAGAGGGAAACUAAAAAAGUGAAGACGGACGAUAGUGGCGGUACAACCACGGCUGCGAAAUAUUUUCUCCCAUCCGAGAAAAAUGUUGGGAUCACCGAGUACAUCGGCAACCACAAGGGAUUUUCCGGUCAACUGAAACAGAGGUACUCGGAUUUUUUAGUCAACGAAGUAUCGCUCUCCGGCAAAGUCGUGCGGCUGACGUCGCUAGACCCACCGCCGGAAGAUGCAGCUGAGGAUACCACCUGGGCUGAGGAGGUCUUGCCACCCGAAACUAUGGAAGAGCUGAACGAGCUCGUUUCCGGAGAACGCACAGAGAAAGUCACCAUCGACGUGACGAGUAUGUCAAAGGAGGAGAGGCGGCAGGUGCAUGGACUGGUGAGGAAAAACUUCCCGGACCUGGACAGCGUCACGAAGGACCAGGAGGAGGGAGCGAAGAAGCUCAUUUUGGUGGAGAAGAAGGCUGGCCGUGCAACAGGUGCCGACGGUCUCCCCGUGCGGAAACCCAGGAAACGCAGAUACUGGCCUUUUGGCCGGGGGAACUACACAACGUUUGCCCUGUACAAGGAGAAUGCAGACACCAUGGAGGCAGUGAACAUGAUUGCCUCUGUUCUCAGGUUCAAGCCUUCAUGCUUUGCCUAUGCGGGCACCAAGGACAAGCGUGGCAAGACGUGCCAGCUGGUGUCUGUGUAUCGAGUGCCAGCACGGAAUCUGCUGGGGCUCAACAAGCGCAAUUGGGCACUGGUCAUCGGCAACGUCAGCUAUGAAGAGAAAGCCAUCAAGCUGGGAGACCUGCUGGGAAACCGCUUCGCCAUAAUUCUGCGAGAUGUUGUCGGCAGCAGGAGUGACAUUGAAGAGGCCGUCCAGUCUUUAUCGGAGAAGGGCUUCAUCAACUACUACGGGACGCAAAGAUUUGGGACGACGUCAGUGUCCACGCAGGAGAUUGGACGGGAACUCCUCAAGGGCAACUAUGAAGCGGCAGUGCACCUGGUGCUCAAGCCCAGAGAAGGAGGCAAUGCCCAGCUGAGUGCGUGCCGUGAAGAGUGGGCACGCUCCGGGGAUGCCCUCAAGGCUCUGUCCCUGCUGCAGCACAAGGGCUCCAUCGAAGGCCUCCUGCUCCAGGGGCUGCUGAAGAACGGACCCAAGGCCUUCGUCUGCGCCCUGCUCUCGAUACCCAGGAAUGUACGACUCAUGUACAUCCACGGCUACCAGAGCUACAUCUGGAACAAGGUGGUCUCCCGGAGGCUGCGCAAGUUUGGCCUGGCCGUGCUCGAAGGGGACUUGGUUGUCCCAGCAGACGUCCCCGGGGCCGUGCUCGAGUCCGAGGAAGGCAAGUUCAGCAAGCAGGCAGAGCCCACGGUGGUCAAGGACAUUGCAGCGGCGACUCUCGGGGAUGUGGUGCUGCCACUGCCCGGCUACAGUGUCAAGUACCCCAAAAACGAAAUUGCAGAGUGGUACAAAGAGAUGUUGGCAGAGGACGGCCUCACCCUCGACAGCUUCAACAACAAAAACAGGGCCUUUGCCAUGAGUGGAUGCUACCGGCACAUUGUCACAAUACCCCGGGACGUCACGUGGGAGGAAGUCACGUAUGAGGACCCUUCCAAGCCACUGCUUCUCAGCGACCUGGACGCAUUGCGAGGAAACACGCUUCCCGAACAGCCAGGUUCAGGCUCCCACCGAGGCCUGCGCAUGGAGUUCUCACUGCCGUCGUCCUGCUACGCUACCAUGGCCAUCCGAGAGCUGACCCGGUCGGACACCACCGCCUGGGCGGCCAAGGCACCCUGAUACGAGCGUCACCCGCGGCCUUUUUAAGAAAUAAACACUUUGGAAAGCA